AUGUUGCGGCGCGCGAUGCAGAAGGCGAAGAAGAAUGGAUAUAUUGGCGCGCCACGUCACAAUCCUUCGCCGACUACUGAGGCAUACAAUUCACCGGCCACUCAGACGCAUUAUCCGCCACCGGCUACUCAGGCGUACAAUCCGCCGUCCGCUCCUCAGGCGUACAAUCCGCCACCUGCUACUCAGACGUACUACCCACCGCCCGGUCUUCAGGCAUACAAUCCGCCACCGGCUACUCAGACGUACUAUCAGCCGGCUGCUCCUCAAGCGUACUAUCCGCCGCCUGCUCCUCAAGCGUACUGUCCGCCGCCUGCUCCUCAAGCGUACAAUCCGCCGCCUGCUCCUCAAGCAUACAAUACACCGCCUGUUCCUCAAGCGUACAAUCCGCCGCCUGCUCCUCAAGCGCACAAUCCGACGCCCACUCCACAGGCGUACAAUCCGUCACCGGCUACUCAGACGUACAAUCCACUACCCGCUCCUCAGGCGUACAAUCCGCCACCGGCUACUCAAACGUACAAUCCACCACCGGCUACUCAGACGUACAAUCCACCACCCGCUCCUCAGGCGUACAAGCCGCCACCCGCUCCUCAGACGUACAAUCCACCACCCGCUCCUCAGGCGUACAAGCCGCCACCGGUUCAAGCUGAUGAACGGUUUUAA
Solenopsis invicta (red fire ant) is the source of this 660-nucleotide messenger RNA. RefSeq names its product extensin-like. The coding region runs from base 1 to 660 and encodes 219 amino acids. NCBI's taxonomy places the organism in Eukaryota, Metazoa, Arthropoda, Insecta, Hymenoptera, Formicidae. The transcript has 2 exons. The record is from RefSeq and is a predicted model, not a curated record.